This is a messenger RNA of Macrobrachium nipponense, 5437 nucleotides long. RefSeq names its product catenin alpha-like (gene alpha-Cat). Gene Ontology annotation, cellular component: adherens junction; catenin complex. Gene Ontology annotation, molecular function: actin filament binding; beta-catenin binding; cadherin binding. NCBI's taxonomy places the organism in Eukaryota, Metazoa, Arthropoda, Malacostraca, Decapoda, Palaemonidae. The coding region runs from base 605 to 3382 and encodes 925 amino acids. The record is from RefSeq and is a predicted model, not a curated record. The transcript is spliced from 20 exons. Gene Ontology annotation, biological process: cell migration; cell-cell adhesion.
GUUUUAUGGCCUUUUAAGCUGUAUGGAAUAACCAUUUUAAGAGAGCUUUUCAAGUUAAUGAGACGAAGAUUUCAAGUGUAAAUGUUUGAGUAUUAUCAUGAAGUGGAUGAUGGUUUCAAGGAUCGUGAUCUCUUUUUAAAGAGACGUCGUCAUUGUGGGCUGAUCUAAGUUCGUCUCCGUUUCACUAUUCAUAAAACAGCUCCUUAGAAUGACCUCCAUUAUCAGGAGUGAGGAUAUACCGUAACAGCAACAUAGGAUGGUCAAACACCAUCCAUUAGUGCAGUGUGAUCAAUGUCCAGAGGUUGAUCUGCAUGUAGCGAUCAUUUUGUUUUAGUUUCGAGAGCAUGACAGUAUAUCAGUGCACCUGCAUGAACCCCUUCUAUUGUUGAAUAAGACUUUAGAGUGAACUUGUUAAAUUAACUGCUUAGAUCCACUGUAGCAUCUUAUGAAUAGUAUUGUCAUUUCGUUUGGUAGAACUGCGAUGGAGUGAUUUUUAAUAGUGAACAAUCAAGAAAAGUUCUUGUGAAAUUCCUUUAGAUUUUCAUUGAAUUAAAGCGAUAGAAAAGUUUCUUAAUCAAGGAGCCUGCAGCAUCAUCCUAUCACCAUGCCGGAGAGCAACUACUCCACAAUGCCUAAUACAGAUAACGGAAGUGGACUCAUUCUCCGCUGGGACAUAAAGAAUCUGGAAAUAAAGACUAGAUCAGUUGAAAAGACCUUAGAACCCCUUGUCAUACAGGUCACUACGCUUGUUAAUACCAAAGGACCUUCCAAAAAGAAAAAAGGGAGGAGUAAAAGGGCUCAUGUCCUGGUUGCAGCAGUUGAAGCAGCUACAGCCAAUUUCAUUGAACGAGGAGAGGAGAUUGCUUAUGAAAACCCUGAUAUUCGAGGUGAAAUGCUUGGGGCUGUAGAGGAAGUCAGGAAAACAGGAGAUACCAUGUCCCGGGCAGCACGGGAGUUUGCCGAAGAUCCUUGCAGCAGUGUCAAACGUGGUAACAUGGUGCGCGCAGCUAGAAACCUAUUGUCAGCUGUCACCCGAUUAUUGAUAUUAGCAGAUAUGGUGGACGUUCAUCGCUUGCUGAAAAGCUUGCAAGUGGUUGAGGAUGACCUAGAAAAAGUGAAAAAUGCAUCCAGUCAGUCAGAACUUCUGGACAAUUUCCGUUUGUUUGGUAAAAACACUAGUGACUUGAUUAAUCAGGCAGCUAAGCGUCAGAAUGAAUUGAAAGAUCCUCGACUAAGGGAUGACCUGGCUUCAGCACGUGCAGUGCUUAAGAAAAAUUCUAUGAUGCUGUUAACAGCCUCCAAGGCAUACGUUCGACAUCCUGAGUUGGCGGCAGCGAAGGCUAAUAGAGACUUUGUUUUCAAACAAGUCUGUGAAGCAGUUAAUACAAUUAGUGAUGUAGCUCAGGGUAAGGCGACUGGUGCUGCUCAGAUGCCUUAUGAAGGUCCAGGAGAAUUAGCCUCAGCUCUUGAUGACUUUGAUGAGCGUAUCAAUAUGGAUCCACUAACCUACAACGAGGUGCGCACCCGUCCAUCUUUAGAGGAAAGAUUAGAAUCUAUUAUAAGUGGUGCUGCCUUAAUGGCAGAUUCCUUCUGUACUCGUGAUGACCGCCGUCUUAAAAUUGUCGAAGAAUGUAAUGCAGUGAGACAAGCACUUCAAGACCUUCUUACUGAGUAUAUGGAUAAUAUGGGACGUAAGCAGCCUUCUGAAAACCUUGAUAAAGCCAUUGACCACAUGUACCGCAAAACCAAAGACCUUCGACGGCAGUUACGCAAAGCUGUUGUUGAUCAUGUCUCUGACAGUUUCCUCGAGACCAAUGUUCCUCUUCUAGUGUUGGUUGAAGCUGCUCGAAAUGGUAAUGAAAAAGAAGUGGAAGAAUAUGCUCAGGUAUUUACGGAACAUGCAAACAAAUUGGUUGAAGUUGCAAACCUUGCAUGUACAAUGUCAAAUAAUGAGGAUGGUGUUAAGAUGGUACGAUAUGGAGCUGCACAAAUCGAGCAGCUGUGUCCACAGGUCAUCAAUGCUGCGUGUAUUCUGGCAGCUAGACCAAAGUCCAAGGUUGCACAAGAGAAUAUGGAUGCAUUUAAAGAUGCUUGGGAGAAUCAAGUUCGUAUCUUGACAGAAUCAGUAGAUGACAUAACAACAAUUGAUGAUUUCCUAGCAGUUUCAGAAAGUCACAUCUUGGAGGAUGUCAAAACAUGUGUCCGUGCAAUUAAUGAGGGUGACCCUGAUACUUUGGAUCGUAUUGCUGGUGCCAUUCGUGGUCGUUCAGCACGUGUCUGCCAUGUUGUUGCCUCGGAAAUGGAUAAUUAUGAGCCUUGCAUGUAUACAGACAGAGUCCUAGAAGCCGUGAAAGUACUUAGAGACCAAGUCCUGCCAAACUUUGCUCAGAGAGUAGAUGUUGCCGUAGAAGCUCUAAGUAGUACGCCGGGGAAGGAAGUGGAUGAAAAUGAGUUCAUAGACGCCUCCCAUCUGGUUUAUGAUGGAGUGCGGGAGAUUCGAAUGGCUGUCCUAAUGAACAAAGCUGAUGAUGAGUUAGACCCUGAUGAUGUUUUAACUGAUGAAUAUCAUACAUUGGAAAUUAGGAGUAAAUCGAGUGCACAUACUGUAGACACGACAAUUGACGAGUAUCCAGGUGUGAGUGGUAUCACGACUGCUCGUGAUGCUAUGCGAAACUUGAGUGAGGAAGAUAAGGAUAAGAUUGCUGCUCAGGUAGAGAACUUCCGUCUCGAAAAAGUGAAGUUUGACCAGGAGGUAGCAAAAUGGGAUGAUACAGGCAAUGACAUAAUUGUAUUAGCCAAGCACAUGUGUAUGAUUAUGAUGGAAAUGACUGACUUUACAAGAGGAAGAGGGCCACUGAAAACGACUAUGGAUGUUAUUAAUGCUGCUAAGAAGAUUUCUGAGGCUGGUACUAAGUUAGAUAAGCUAUCAAGACAAAUUGCUGAUCAAUGCCCUGAGUCUAGGACCAAGGAUGAUAUGUUGGCUUAUCUUGAUCGUAUUGCCCUUUAUUGCCAUCAGUUGAACAUCACCUCAAAAGUAAAGGCUGAUGUGCAGAAUAUAUCUGGAGAACUAAUUGUAUCCGGGUUGGACUCGGCAACUUCUCUAAUUCAGGCUGCCAAGAAUCUUAUGAAUGCUGUAGUGUUGACAGUCAAGUGUUCGUAUGUGGCGUCUACUAAAUAUCCGCGCCAAGGAACUAUUGCACCUGGAGGACGUGCAGCAUCGCCUAUUGUCGUCUGGAAGAUGAAAGCCCCAGAAAAGAAACCGCUCGUAAGGCGAGAAAAGGCAGAAGAAGUGAGAGCUAAAGUCCGCAAAGGUAGCCAGAAGAAGCAGGUAUCAGCACUGAAGGCUCUAGCAGAAUUCCAAAGUCCAGCAGAUGCCAUUUAAAUGGGAUAUUCUUCAGUUUUUAAGUAUUUCUAUAUAUUAAAAUUUAUAUCCAGUAUGGUACAAAACAAAGAUCUUGACCAAUAUCAGUGCAUUCCAACAAUUUGAAAAAAAUUUAUUGGAUUUUAUCAAGAAUUUUAUUUUUUGGUAAUUUAGUCAUCAGUCUUAUAUAAAGUUCAUUUAUCCAAGACACUGAAACUUGCCAGUACCACAAAUUUACUUAAUAGUUACUGUGGUGUACUGGGCUUCUAGUUUUAACGACACAGUACCUCAUGUAUGCAAGAACUGAGUUUUAGCUGUAUUUUAUUUAUAUAGGCAAAGCAACAUUCCUGAUAAUAUAAGAUGGGAAUCCUAGUACUGUAUAACCAAAGCAUAAAGGAAUAGAGACAAAGUACUAGGUAUCUGGAGAUAAUAAUGUAAUGACAUUAAGUAAGUAACUUGCAUAUCAUGUUUUGUUCAUUUGAGACAAAGUAAUCAAUUUCAUAAAGUGUCUCUUGGCAGCUUUUUGUAAUUGUAGUUUUAAGAUUCAAAAUGGGAUCACAAUGUAGCAAAUGGCACCAAAAACAAUAGUACAUUAGAAUUAUACUUGGCAAUUACUGGUUUAUUUUGUUAUAAAGCAAGUUCCAUAUACUUUAGUAUAGAAUUAUAUAUAAAAUUCUAUUUGCAUACCGGGUUGAAGUUGGUUUGAUUAAAGAACAUUUUAAAAUAAAUGAUGCUUAUUGUACAUUCCUUUUUAAGAAAGGAGAACAGAGGAAAACUGAAGGCUUUUUAUUUUUCCCGAAGAAAUGAAACUCCUUUAAUUUAUAAGAAGGAGAAGGGAACUAAUGCAUUACAGUAUACACAUAGUAUGCAAUCUAUAGUUCCUUUGGAUUAUUUUGCUUUACAAGUAAAAUAGAGUUGCAUUUAUUUUCGUAUAAAUUAUAUGGAGUAAUGUUGGAGUUAUUGUUGGCGUAUGAGCUCAGUUAUACAGAAGAUAUGGUGAAAUAUAUUCCAGGAAGGGUCUGCGACACUUCUGUAGGGUUAGCACCGAUAGUUUUGCUGGAUUUAUUAUCUAUUAUAGAUAGUGUUUAUGCAUAUCUGAAUACUUCAUGCAUCAUUUCUGUUGUUCCUUGUAAUGUCCCUUUCAUGUCUAAUGGAUAUGACCACAAAAGAGUUAUGCUCAACAUUUUGUCUUCCAUGGUAUAUCAGUAUGUCAGUAAACCUAACUCCAUUUUGGGUGGAAAAUAUGCUUAAUCCCUGCCUCCUUAGCUCUUCUGUAUUUUAGACCUUUUGUAUGGCAAGAUGUACAUUUAGGGAAUAAUUUUAAUUGCAUGAGAAAAAUGCAUUUUUGCACCUUGUGUUUCACCACCAUGGUAUUUGAUACUAAGCUUUGUAUAGUACAAUAUGGGACAUAGUUGUUAGUCUGCAUACAGUGGAGUAAUGAACUUAGUCCUGUUGCCAACAUUCCAUCCUCUUGAGAUUCCUGGUGAAUACAAUUUUUUUUACACUACAUUAGGCACUGUCUUCAGUUUGCUUGCUAACCUACAUGAUGUCACAUUUCUGCAUAUAUGAGCCAGGAUUAAUUGUAUGGAACCAAUUUAGCAGAUCAACACAAUAGCAGCAUGAUGGAGCUGUGGGAUUUUUUUUUUUUUUUAAAUAGCACAGUCGUUGCUUCACAUAAGGUUACAAUAGCUGAAGAAAGUUAUUUCAUGUAGAAAAGGAACACCCUUCUCCUUCGUUUUUCUAGUUUAUUGAUUUCCAUGUAAAUGAAUCUUGGGAACAUACUAAACUCUUCAGUUUUGUUAUUUUAAUUGUAUUGACUAGUUAUGUUUGCAGAAUUUUUAAUCCUCAAGAUAGCAGCUUUAUUUAAUACAGGAAUGUAUUUAUCUAGAGUUCAUUUAUACUAAAGGUACACUUUGUUAGAAAAUGUAUUUUGCUUAUAUUCCUUAAUCACAGUUUGCAGUAAAGAAUGAAUAUAAUUUAUUAAAUAAAUAGCAUUUGUCAAGUGCUAAUUAUUCCUCAUACUAUUUAUGUCAAUGUAAUGUGCUGUAGGUGCCAAAAUACAUUACUGUAUACAAA